Messenger RNA from Trichosurus vulpecula (common brushtail), 1144 nucleotides. It is a transcript of the gene EPHX4, whose product is annotated as epoxide hydrolase 4. Gene Ontology annotation, molecular function: hydrolase activity. The record is from RefSeq and is a predicted model, not a curated record. The coding region runs from base 1 to 1107 and encodes 368 amino acids. Lineage: Eukaryota; Metazoa; Chordata; Mammalia; Diprotodontia; Phalangeridae. The transcript has 7 exons.
AUGGCGAUGGCGAGGCUCCGGGAUUACUGGCCGCUGCUGACCGCGCGGCUGACCGGCGCUCUCCGGGCUCUGCUGUUUUGGACCCUGGUGUAUGGCUAUUGUGGGCUCUGCGCCUCCAUUCACCUGCUGAAACUUUUGUGGAGCAUCGGGAGAGGACCCGGCCAGACCUUCCAGCGGCUCGUGCGGGAGAACCCCCCAGCUUGCUUGAACGACCCCUCCUUGGGAACCCACUGCUACGUGCGGAUUAAGGACUCAGGGCUAAGGUUUCAUUAUGUAGCUGCUGGCGAGAGGGGCAAGCCACUUAUGCUGCUGUUACACGGCUUUCCUGAGUUCUGGUACUCUUGGCGCCACCAAUUACGGGAAUUUAAAAGUGAAUAUCGAGUCGUAGCUUUGGAUUUGAGAGGCUAUGGAGAAACAGAUGCUCCCUCUCAUCAAGAGAGUUAUAAGUUGGACUGCAUUGUUGUGGACAUUAAAGAUAUUUUAGACUCUUUAGGUUACAGUAAGUGUGUUCUAAUUGGCCAUGACUGGGGAGGGAUGAUUGCCUGGCUCAUUGCCAUCUGUUACCCAGAACUGGUGACCAAGCUUGUUGUGAUUAAUUUUCCUCACCCGAAUGUAUUCACAGAAUACAUCCUCUGGCACCCUUCGCAGCUGAUCAGAUCUGGUUACUACUUCUUCUUUCAAAUGCCGUGGUUCCCAGAAUUCAUGUUUACCAUAAAUGACUUCAAGGCUCUGAAACAUUUAUUUACUAGCCAGAGGACUGGCAUUGGAAAGAAAGGGUGCAGAUUAACCCCAGAAGAUCUUGAAGCUUAUGUUUAUGUGUUUUCUCAACCUGGAGCACUGACAGGCCCAAUUAACCAUUUCCGAAAUAUCUUCAGCUGCCUGCCGCUAAAGUAUCAUAAAGUGACCACUCCAACAUUGCUCUUAUGGGGAGAAAGAGAUGCAUUUAUGGAUGUGGAGAUGGCCGAAGUCACAAGGAUUUAUGUCAAGAGCCAUUUCAGGCUGACAAUUUUGUCUGAAGCCAGCCACUGGCUUCAGCAAGAUCAACCUGACAUAGUGAAUAAAUUAAUAUGGACAUUUCUUAAAGAAGAAAUGAGGAAAAAUGAGUAAUUUUAAGGACGAGUGAAAAGUCUGCAAUGGCCAAAAA